UCUCCCUAAUCUAAUCUAAGCAUAAACGCAUCCCGAUGUUUGAUCUUCUGUCGAAGAAAGCUUUGUCAGUUUCGCCCCGAAGCUACUACCGCACGCAUCGCCCAGGAGUUGUGACUAAAGUAGUUAUAAUAUGACUUCGUUUCUCCUACCCGGUAACAUAGUGUACGGCGGUCCUGUGACUGCUCAGGACGGCCAGGAGUCCAGAUCCCUGGGCCAAUAUAUCCUCGACAAGUAUAAGAGCUUCGGCGACCGAACGAUGCUUGUGGAUGCCGUCAAAGGUGUGGAGUACUCGGCCAGCUUCAUGCACGAGUCCAUUGUCCGGCUGGCCUACAUUCUCCAGAAAUUGGGCGUAAAGCAGAACGAUGUGAUUGGUCUGUCCAGUGAGAAUAGUAUAAACUUCGCGCUGGCCAUGUUCGCCGGAUUUGCAGUGGGGGCAACGGUGGCUCCUCUUAACGUGACCUACUCGGACCGCGAAGUCGAUCAUGCCAUCAACCUGUCCAAGCCUAAGAUCAUAUUUGCCUCCAAGCUUACUUUAGAUAGAGUGGCCAAGGUGGCUAGCAAGAACAACUUCGUCAAAGGCAUUAUCGCCUUCAGCGGCAGCUCCAAGAACUUUAAGAAUAUCUAUGCCCUGAAUGAUUUGAUGGACAACGAUAAGUUCAAGACGCAGUCGGACUUCACGUCCCCACUUGCUAAUAAGGACGAGGAUGUGGCCUUGAUAGUGUGUUCGUCGGGAACCACAGGAUUACCUAAGGGAGUGCAGAUCACCCAAUUGAAUGUGCUGACCACCCUCGACUCACAACUAGAACCCACAAAAAUACCUAUGGAAGAGACAACGCUACUAACCGUAAUCCCCUGGUUCCACGCCUUUGGUUGCCUGACACUCAUUGUCUACACCUGCAUGGGCUCCCGGCUGGUUUUCUUGCUGAAAUUCGAGGAGAACCAGUUCUUGUCGGCAAUCGAGAAGUAUCGCGUGAGGAUGGCCUUCAUGGUACCCCCACUGAUGGUCUUCCUGGCCAAGCACCCUAUCGUGGACAAGUAUGAUCUGUCCUCACUCAUGGUCCUGUUGUGUGGAGCUGCACCACUCAGUCGCGAGACCGAGGAUCAAAUCAAGAAGCGCAUUGGAGUGCCUUUUAUCCGCCAGGGCUACGGACUGAGUGAAGCCACGUUGGGCGUGCUGGUGCAGACCGAUGACUUCUGCAAGCCUGGAAGUGUGGGCGUGCUCAAGGUGGGCAUCUACGCCAAGGUGAUUGAUCCGGAUACUGGCAAAAUUCUAGGAGCCAACGAGCGGGGUGAGCUAUGCUUCAAGGGCGACGCGAUCAUGAAGGGAUAUAUUGGGGAUACCAAAUCUACACAGACGGCCAUUAAGGACGGAUGGCUACAUACUGGUGACAUUGGCUACUUCGACGUUGACUUCGAGUUCUUCAUCGUGGACCGUAUCAAGGAGCUGAUUAAGUACAAGGGAUUCCAGGUUCCGCCCGCUGAAAUUGAGGCUUUGCUGCUUACCCACGACAAGAUUAAGGAUGCGGCGGUCAUUGGCAAGCCGGACGAAGAGGCCGGAGAGCUGCCGCUAGCUUUCGUGGUGAAGCAAGCCAAUGUCCAGCUGACCGAGAAUGAUGUUAUCCACUUCGUAAACGAGCGCGCCUCGCCGGCCAAGCGGCUUAGGGGUGGCGUAAUCUUCGUGGAAGAUAUUCCAAAGAACCCUAGUGGAAAGAUCCUACGCCGUAUUCUUCGCAACAUGCUCAAGAAGCCAAAGUCCAAGCUUUAAGGAGAACUUAUUUCUCUAUUUUUCUUGUUAACUUGAUUUAUUGUUUGCUCAAGCUUUUGUAAUUAACUACCAAUUCGUUUGGAGUUGUCUUUAAUCUUUCUGGGCGUAUUUUCUUUUUAUCUUUCCUUCUAAAAAUUCACUUUAAUAAAAUAUUAUCCUUUGAAACAAAAUUAUUAUAAUCUAGAGCGCUAUGUGUAUGUGGAAUAAAUAAUAUUUAUAAUAAUAAUAAAAUAAUUUUUAAAUUUGACCUAAAUGACAGAUUUAAAGCCAAAUAGAUAAGAUAAUCACAAAUAUGAUACAGUAUGAUAUAUGUCAAAUAUUCUUAAUUGU
Messenger RNA from Drosophila serrata, 2095 nucleotides. RefSeq names its product luciferin 4-monooxygenase-like. Gene Ontology annotation, molecular function: CoA-ligase activity. The record is from RefSeq and is a predicted model, not a curated record. NCBI's taxonomy places the organism in Eukaryota, Metazoa, Arthropoda, Insecta, Diptera, Drosophilidae.